AUGUUCUCGACGUAUCGAUAUGGGGGGUUCUUCAGGCUGAGCGUGUUCGGUUUUCUUUUCUUUUCCCCCGACGCCUUUCCCGGUUGCCGUGCUGCCGAGCCCUUGCGACAUGUGGCUCGUCGGCUCUCCGUUCGGACGCCUGUCGACGAGAGACUACUGCGAUGGGGUGGACGGCAAGGCCUUCUGGCCCGCGACGAACGACACGUACUACCUCGACUCCCCCGUCCUGCUGAGCUGGUUCGCCGGGAAGGCGAGCAGCUACACCAGCACCACGGCCGCUCUCUGGAACGUCUGGCUCCAGGACGCUCAGUACGACGAGAAAGCAGCGGCGGGAGCGAAAGGGUUCAGGGAUGUCAUUUACUGUUAGUUGCCCCCUUCCACCCCCGGCGGAACGCGUUUUGCUUCCCCUCCACUUCCCUCCCGACCGGCCGCGGAGCUGACGAGGGCGCGCUCGCAACGGACCCAACAGCGGGAAACUUCACCUACACCGUCGAGGGCGACAACUGGCGGUGGGUGCCCACCGACGUGUGCAACCAGACCGUCGUGUCAUGCAUGUGGACGGUGCCCCGCGACUUCCGGGGGACGGGUAGCUACGUCGUGGUCGCCGUCCGCGAGGCGGCGGCCGCUCUGCCCGCGUACACGGCGACAAGCGGCCCGUUCACGAUCGUGGCAUCCGGCGACCCCACGGCGUCGGCUGCUGCCACUGGCAUCGGGCCUCCCGGAUCCUCUGGGCCUUCUGGGUCCUCUAAGCUGCCCGCGGAGACCGCCGUCGCUCCGCCUGCCGCCGCCGACGGCCGCGGUAUCUCAACGGGCGCCGCGGUCGGGAUCUCCUGCGGUGCGGUCGUCGUCCUGCUGGGUCUGGCCGGGUUGCUGUGGUUUCUCUGGAGGCGUCGAAAGGGGACGCUCGGCGCCGCUGCGAAGGCCAGAGCGCCCGGCCGGGAAAACGGGUACGAGAAGCCGGAGCUGGACGGGCGGGCGGUGGUGGCCGCGAGGGAGGAAGCCGGCGUCGAGAUCGAUCGCAGGCCGGUCCACGUGGUCGAGUUGGACGGCCAGCAGACUUGGGACAAAGAAGGCGUUGCGGCGGAGACGCACGAAGCGAAGAGCAACGUUCAUGUUAAGUCGUCGUCGUCCGCGGCGGAGCUGGAGUCUGGGUAG
Colletotrichum graminicola M1.001 is the source of this 1155-nucleotide messenger RNA. RefSeq lists its product as uncharacterized. NCBI's taxonomy places the organism in Eukaryota, Fungi, Ascomycota, Sordariomycetes, Glomerellales, Glomerellaceae. The transcript has a single exon. The coding region runs from base 1 to 1155 and encodes 384 amino acids. The record is from RefSeq and is a predicted model, not a curated record.